CUAACAAUCAAAACAUGGCAUUUUUCAAAAAUUUUCAACAAAAUCUGAGUCUUCCUUCUAUGUCUUCUCUGGUUGACACACUCAGUAAUGCUGUAGAUGAUCUAACCAGUGCUGUUGGAGAUGUCAGCUAUACAGUAGCUGACUCAGUUACAGAACAGGUAACAAGUAUGAUCAACAGCCUUCGGACAGAUGAUACUGCUACCGCCCAAGAAGAUAAAUCUAUAGUAGAUAAAGAGGAAAAUAAAGAGAAAGAAGACUUGAAAAAUGUUACCUUUCCAAAAGAUACUAGGCAGAACUGCAGUACAUAUAGAACAGACGCAUCCCUUAAUAAAGAACUAAAUCAAGAAUUGCAUGCUGUAGUAGAACAAAAUGAGGGCCUGUUACAUAAAAAAGCAAAACAAAGAUCACCAGGACUUGACUUCAAAAACACCAAAGAAGUGCACAGUUUUGAUUCCAGGAAUUCAGAAAAAAAUGAAGAGCAAACUCCAAAAUUGCAGAAGUUAAAGUCUAAAAAAGCUCAUGGGGUUCAUGAUGUAAAAGAAAAGAAAUGCAAACCAUUUUCGGAUGGCCACAGACAGUCUGUAACAAAGCAGGAAGAAAAUGCACCAUCUAUUCUUUCAAAAGAAAGUAAAAAGGAAAAGGCUAAGCAAUCAGAAUGUUUUUCAAAAGAAGUGAGUAGUAAGAAGACACCAGAAAAAGACAACUCAUACAUAAAUAAAGAUCAACAUGGUUCAUCAUCUGAAAGUGAAGAUGAGGCACUGGGUAAAUAUCACGAAGCCUUAUCCAGAACACAAAGUUCAAGGCCACCAGCAGGCGAUAACAGACAACAGAAAAACUAUAUUUGGGAAACCAGACAAAAAUAUAGCCCUCUGUCUGCAGAGUAUGAUGGGUACAGUAGUGAAGCCUCAAUAGAUGAAGCAAACUGCAUUCAGAGAAUGAGACAAACACCUCCUCUUGAUGAAUUGCAGCCCCCACCGUACCAAGAUGAUAGCGGCUCCCCGCAUCUCUCAUGCACGCCCUCCGAAGUUGGUGACAGCAAAUGUGAAUUCUCUCAGUGUAGCAACAGUCCAAGAUGCUCAUAUAAAUGCCCAAGCGAAGGGAGCACUGGGCAUGAAAUAGAAAGCUUCCAUAACAAAGGAUAUGAAGAAGAUGUACCCAGUGACAGCACUGCAGUCCUUAGCCCAGAGGAUCUGUCAGCUCGAGGAUCAUCAUCACAGCUCCCUAAAUCUUUUGAUCCUGAACCAGAAGCUAAGUAUGGCACCCUGGAUGUGACUUUUGAUUACGACUCGCAGGAACAGAGGCUUCUGAUAACAGUGACAGCUGUCACAGACAUUCCAAAUUAUAGCAGGACAAGUGGAAGUUUAUGGCAAGUACACCUGGUUCUUCUUCCUAUCAAGAAGCAGAGAGCAAAGACCAGCAUCCAGCGGGGUCCAUGCCCUGUCUUCACUGAGACAUUUAAAUUUAAUCAUAUUGAGUCUGAGAUGAUUGGGAAUUAUGCAGUGCGCUUUAGACUGUACAGUAUACGCCGUGUAAAAAGAGAGAGGAUUUUGGGAGAAAAGAUAUUUUACUUAACCAAAUUAAAUCUUCAAGGGAAGAUGUCGGUACCAGUGACAUUGGAGCCAGCGUACCCUAUUUCCGGCUGCGACUCCCAAAUGAGCAUGUCAGAAAUGUCCUGCAGUGAAAGUACCUCCUCCUGUCAGUCUCUGGCACAUGGCUCAGCUCCAGAAAUCCUCAUUGGACUGCUUUAUAAUGCCACAACUGGAAGACUAGCAGCAGAAGUGAUAAAAGGCAGCCACUUCAAAAACCUGGCAGCAAACAGACCACCCAACGGACUGUUCUGUUGUCUAAAACACUUGAUAGGUGGACAGGUUUAUAUAAUACGAGAUACGUUUGUUAAGCUGACGUUGCUGAAUUCUAUGGGCCAAGAGAUGUCCAAAUGCAAGACAUCUAUCCGAAGAGGGCAACCGAACCCAGUCUACAAAGAGACCUUUAUUUUCCAGGUGGCACUGUUUCAGCUUUCUGACGUUACACUCAUAUUGUCUGUGUACAAUAAACGCAGCAUGAAACGAAAGGAAAUGAUAGGCUGGAUUUCUUUAGGUUUGAACAGUUCUGGCGAAGAGGAACUAAAUCACUGGACUGAGAUGAAGGAAUCCAAAGGACAACAAGUAUGUAGGUGGCACUCGUUGUUAGAAUCUUAAUGAGUAGUUGCGGCUCCACGUAAUGUCAGGAUUCCACGAGGCUGCCCCGCAGGUGCAACCAAGAGAAAGUGUUGCAGAAGUUACAAUUCAACAUUCCACUUUUACAGAUGCACAAAAUGCCGUGGAGCAGAAUUUACUUUUGCAUCUUCAGUUGACACCACUGAGUUGAGGUGACAUGCACUGGACGCAGGAGAAAGAGCAAUCCCAAGUCCUUAUUUUGAUGCUUUCAGGAUUGUUUUGGUUCACAUCUCAGUUUUCCAUUUAACUAAUAGGUAUUUUGUGUAAAUCAUCUACUAUUGCAAAAUUCUCUGAUUGUGUUUGUUUUCUUAGAGGUGCUAUGCUGUGUUAUAUAUGACUUGUCAAGAAGCAGAUUUAGAGAGCUGGGGGAGUAGUUAAAUAGUGGAACACAAAAAUUAGAGUGUCGGCACACAGUAGUUGGAACAUUGCUUCCCCACCCCCUUAGGAACUUAACAUUUCCUUAACGGAGUUUAAUUUUGAAGAACAACAUGCAAGAGCACUCCUGCAUGUUGACUGCUUAUCAGAUACACAAACAGCUCCUCUGUGGUGCCUGCUUUAGGCUGGGGGUUGUAACUCCCUAUUCUCUCCCAAGAGCGGAAGUUGUUCGAAUGAUGAAUCACUGCUAAUGGUGUGCAUAAACCCAUCACAGUUCAUCCCUGGCAAACACCUUUUUGUGUUGUUUCAGGAGCUUACAGACUUGUUUGACUGGUGGCAGCAGUGAGAGAAAAGAAAAAUGUGUGUGUACACUAUGGGAAGGGAAGCCUCUCUCAAAAAACUUUCUGCUCUCUUGAACUAUUGUGAGAGUGCCAAUUUACCAUGCAGGAUCCUCUUGCGUGUCAUUUCCUUGGAUCUGUCAAAUCAGGUCUCAAUAUUUUUGGCAUUGAUCAAAUUGUCUUUGAGUCCACCUCAGGAAUAAUCUCCGCUUUAUGUCAUGCAGCGAUCAUUUUUUGUUUUACGGAUCCCUCACAGGCCUAUUUAGACAGGUUGAAAACACAGGAUCUAAAGAGCUGCACAACUAAUUCAAUGCGCCUAAGGGAGCUUUAGACGUGUGUUUCUCAAAUAGCAGCCCUCCAUGCUUUGAAACUGAGAGGAAUUUUCACAGUAUGGAGGUCUAUUUAAAAAAAAAAAUAAUUCACUGCAUGAACAGAAGUACCAGGACACAACUAAAGUCACCCUAUUUCCCCCAGUAGUAGAGCAUGGUUGAAACCCUCUGAGCAGUUUCUGGCAAGUCUCACUGAUACCAGUGGUAUUUUUGUUUAGGUAGCAGACUGCAGGACUACAGCUGAUAACUUUACUAAAAUUUCUUUGUCAUUAAAUCAGUUGGUCUUUAUAUGAACCUUGUAUUACAAACCUUUGAAAAUUCAAAGGUGAUAAAAUCUAAGGAUUAAAACAGCUGGGAAUAAGGACUUGGGUAAUCUUAGAUAAUAAAUAAGGGAAAUAAACUUCUAUGACAUCUGUCAAUUUAUUUAACCUCAGCAAUGUGUUAAUCAUAAUAUAAAUCUUGGAAAGGCAGCUUCAUGCAUUGAAGCACAAAGGAAAGUAUGACUAGAGUCUGCUAGUUUUAAAGUUCUUGCAAUAAAUUGUUUCACCGCUUUCUGUUUCAACUACUGGUGAAUUUCAGGGAUUCUGUGUGAUACUGAAGCUUUCCUUGAGGAUGAGGUUGGCAUCAUGAUUAAAAAUUAGUACAGUUUAAAUAAGCACCUAGAACUUCUAUUAUGCAUAUCUGAGGAGGGAAUCUUUAUCUGUUGCAAGUGUUGUCAGAGCUCAUGAAUUCCUAGUUAAGUGCCAGAUUCAGUUAAGAUUUCUGGAUGAGGUGAGUCUGUGAAAAAAGAUUCAUAUUUCCUUUAUUUAUUUAGAGUGAGCUGAUUGAGAAAGUGCAUAUUUAUCACCGUUUUCUUCACAAUAUUUUUGAAUGCCGCUAAGUUUGAGAUCCAGUUUUUGCAUGAAUGGAUACAAGUGCAUCAUAUGAAAUAUGUGCAAUGUUCCCAGUCUCAAAAUUCUUAAGAACCUCCUUUAAAAUUCCCAGCUGUUGUCUUGAAAUUGUUAUUCAGUGCCUUUCAUGUUCCACCACUUAAAUUUGUAAUUGUAAUGCGAUGCUGAACUGGAUGAUUUAAGUCUUGAUUGAUUUAAAGAUUUACCAAAUGAA
Molecule: messenger RNA, 4362 nt
Organism: Podarcis raffonei (Aeolian wall lizard)
Lineage: Eukaryota; Metazoa; Chordata; Lepidosauria; Squamata; Lacertidae
Gene: SYT14
Product: synaptotagmin 14
Exons: 7
Coding region: 15-2198 (727 amino acids)
Source: RefSeq, a predicted model, not a curated record